CGCUCGACGCGCCCCCGCUCGCCUCCGCGCGACGCGCCACCGCCUGCCCCGCUCGACGCGCCACCGCUCGCCUCCGCGCGACGCGCCACCGCUCGCCUCCGCGCGACGCGCCACCGCCUGCCCCGCUCGACGCGCCACCGCUCGCCUCCGCGCGACGCGCCACCGCCUGCCCCGCUCGACGCGCCACCGCUCGCCUCCGCGCGACGCGCCACCGCUCGUCUCCGCGCGACGCGCCACCGCUCGCCUCCGCGCGACGCGCCACCGCCUGCCCCGCCCCCACCUGCCCCGCGCCGUCGUGGAGAGAAGCGCCGUCGUGGUGAUGACGGGCGACGGAGAGGGAGUCGAGAGCUCUGCCGCCGGCGAACGGCAGGGCGUGCCCUUCGCUCUAGGCGGCCCGCUGUUCGUCCCCUUCAUGGUGGGCCCCAUCACCACCAUACCAGAGUUCAUGUCCUCAGCCCUCCACGAGCUCCAGGCCUUGGAAGACGAAUUAGGAGACACCAGAGACGAAUUCAGCAAUGAGCUUUGUGUCGAUGAGCUCAAGGUGCUCUCUGAGGAGGAGCUGGUGGAGCGCGCCCUGCAGGAGGCUAUGGAGGACUCGGAUUCUGGCACUCAACCACAACCAGAGGAUCAAACACUUGAUGGAGGCAUGUCAGCGAAUCCAACACCUACAAUUCAGGCCCCCACAUUAAGCCCAUUGGCUGAAAGAGAGAGCUCUGGAUUGCAAGAUAUGGCGGACGUAUUAAAUGAACCACAAAGCAGCAAUGGCAAGCCUAGAGGCAAAGAGGCAAACAGCAGAUGCAGGAAGGGGGAAACUGGAACCUUCACACUAGAUUCUCCGGUUGUAGGAGAGAGCCAUGGAUCAGCUAUUGACAUGUCAAUUGUACCAUUUGAACCGGAAGGUAGUGAGGGAAAUGGAACGAUGCCUUCAAAUCCAUCAGCUGAAAAUGGUGCAUCUGAAUCACCUGUUGAUGGUAUGUCAAUUGUUCCACAUGAUCCAGAGGGAAUUAAUGGACAAACAACAUGUAGGAAGGGCAAAAAGAGAGGCAGGCAUUUUGAUAGAGAGGUUCGAGCAGAGAUUUUACAGGGAAGCUAUCUUACUAAAGCAGAUAAGUGGGUACAAAUCAAGGCCAAGCAAGACGAAGACAAAUUUGCAGCAAGGCUGCAUUCUUUCAGUGGCAAUUCUGUGAAGCCCAAAGGUUCAAAGUCAUCAUGUGAGAAAAUUGAAAUGGCGAGAUCUCUUAAUCUAAUCGGUGCACCUUGGAAGAACAAAGCUUUAAGAUCUGAUGAGCACAGACCUGUGGUCCGUCCAGAAGUAAUUCUCUGUGUUGAAAUUUAUCAGAAGACAUAUGCCUCUGUUAAGUCCCAGGAACUUCUUUUGCUGGGAAGCCAAUUCCUUACUGAUCUGAGGGACAACAUUUAUUGUUUGACUGAUAAGGUGAUGAAGGUGGCUGGGCAACACGAUCAUUCUGGGUAUUUUCUUAUUGAGGACACGUUCUACAAUGAUACGAGACAUCGUUCUGCCACUGAUUACAGUAAGCCUAUACUGGAUUGGCUUGAGAAUUCCAGUGAUGAGGUAACAGAGAAGUGGGAUGCCAUAACAUCUGGUGUUCUGAAGAAGCGACAAAAGGACUUGCUGCGCGGUCUGAGUAUUUCUAACGUGCCUGAAUUUAAAUCUGAAAAGAUGCAAACGACUCGUAUCUCUGACCUGCACUUCCGGCCCGGUGCUGGGUACCUCUACUGCCACCAGGGGAACUGCAAGCACACGAUCGUGAUAAGGGACAUGAGGUUGAUUCACCCAGAUGACACACAGAACCAAGCGGAGUACCCUCUCCAGACGUUCCAGCUGCAGAGGCGCUUGCAGAAGUGCUCGGUGUGCCAGAUCUAUCUUGCGACGAAGGUAACGGUCGACGAUAAGUGGGCUCUGAACAACCCCUGCUACUUCUGCAUCAAAUGCUACUACCUCCUCCACUACAAGGAGGACAGCACACUGCUAUAUCCUCACACUGUAUAUGAUUUCAUCCAAGAGUGAUGUUUCUCUGUUUUUUUUUCUUCGUAGAAAAGUAGUCUGUAGUUUAUCCUACACUGUACAUUCUUCACUGCAAGAAAUCCAUGCGGGCUUCGUGCAUUUUGCUGAGUUAUUAAAUGGCUAUAUGGACCUGGGUCAGACGUCAGACUUCCAAGUUCCAAAGGCCUAGGCCUCGACGCUCUGUCGAG
Messenger RNA from Zea mays, 2214 nucleotides. RefSeq lists its product as uncharacterized. The coding region runs from base 320 to 2029 and encodes 569 amino acids. Gene Ontology annotation, molecular function: core promoter sequence-specific DNA binding; RNA polymerase II cis-regulatory region sequence-specific DNA binding; RNA polymerase III type 3 promoter sequence-specific DNA binding. Lineage: Eukaryota; Viridiplantae; Streptophyta; Magnoliopsida; Poales; Poaceae. The record is from RefSeq and is marked validated. Gene Ontology annotation, cellular component: snRNA-activating protein complex. Gene Ontology annotation, biological process: snRNA transcription by RNA polymerase II; snRNA transcription by RNA polymerase III. The transcript has 11 exons.